AGGUAUGAAAUCAUCUUCUAAUAAAAUCUGUUGAUCUUAAUAGCGGAACCAGAAAUCUAAUACUGCUUGUGUCCUGGCUAAUUCAAAAUUUAAUAAAGUAAAAAACAUGAACAAAAGAAAAGAAUUCACUAAUAAUGGAAAAAAUAAAAAUAAAACAUUUAUUUUUAUGUUAUUUGUAUCGUCCCCUCACUCCUAAAAGCUGGUUGCAGGGGUUGGUUUCCACACUUGGCUUCCUUCUUCUAAAAUGGAGGAUUUGCAAGGAGUACUAUCGCAACGAGGUUUAACAGUUUCAACUCUCCCCGACAAAGGCCGCUGCCUCUUCUCCAUCAGAAACUUCUCUCCAGGAGAGGUGAUUUUAAAUGAAGAACCUUUUGUCUCUGUACCGAGCAGAGCUUCUGUCGACUCAAGAUGUGAGUGGUGUUUCUCAACAAGUAACCUUAAAAGGUGCUCAGCUUGUCAAGUUGUUUUGUACUGUGGGAGCACAUGUCAGAUUAUUCCAACUACUGCAACUGACAACUACAAUCUGGUGGAAGCUUUAGUAUCUCAUAUUUCUGAGAUCGAUGAGAAGCAGUUGGUGUUGUACGCACAGAUGGCUAACCUUGUGAACUUGAUACUUGAGCUGCCUGGCAUCGGUAUAAAAGAGAUUGCAGAAAAUUUUUCCAAGCUUGCAUGCAAUGCCCAUACCAUUUGUGACAGUGAACUGAGGCCCCUCGGAACAGGACUGUAUCCUGUUAUUUCAAUCAUUAAUCACAGUUGCUUGCCAAAUGCUGUCCUGGUGUUCGAGGGAAGGCUUGCAGUAGUUCGUGCUGUGCAACAUAUUCCCAAAGGAACUGAGGUAUCAAUAAGCUACAUAGAAACAGCUGGAAGCACUAUGACUCGGCAGAAGGCUCUAAAAGAACAGUACUUUUUCUCUUGCUCAUGUCCUCGCUGUGCAAAAUUGGGCCAGUGUGAUGAUAUUCAAGAAAGUGCAAUUUUGGAAGGUUACAGAUGCAAGGAUGCUGAAUGCAGUGGUUUUUUGAUUCGUGAUUCUGGUGAUAAAGGAUUCAUAUGCCAACACUGCGGACUUGUUAGGGGCAAAGAAGAAAUAAAGAAGAUAGCUUCUGAAGCAAAGUUGUUGUCAGAAAAAGCUUCCAAAUUGCCUUCCUCUGGGUAUAACACAGAAGCCUAUGUUACAUACAAGAUGAUCGAGGAACUACAAUUGAAGCUGUGCCAUCCAUUUUCAAUUGAUCUGAUGCGAACUCGGGAAACCCUUUUGAAGAUGUUGAUGGAGCUGCAAGAUUGGAAGGAAGCUCUUGCAUAUUGCAGAUCAACUAUCCCAGUUUACCAGAGAGCUUAUCCAGGGUUCCAUCCUUUGCUUGGACUGCAAUACUAUACUUGUGGGAAACUUGAGUGGUUUGAAUUUGCUCUUUUCUUUGUUUAUUUCUGUCUUCUAAGAAUGGAUCUGUAUGUUUCUCCAUUUACCAAUAACGUCCUAAAAUUGUUUAGUAUGCCCACUAGAUCACAAUGCCCUAAUCUUUGGACAGACUUCGUUCCUUGUAAUAGAGAUUAUGAACAUAAUCAUGAAAAUCAUUUUUACUACCAUCUAAGAGUUAUACAUAUGAAACUAUAUCUACUAUGGAUAAAGAGACUACAUAAAGUGAAUCAUCGUUAGAAGAGUUCAGCCACGAAUGGAUAAAGGACUGCACAAAGUGUGUAUAUGCAGCUAUACUUCUGAUUCUACUGGUACUUAGAAUCAAGAUUGGGUAAAGUUUGGUUGUUAAACUACUGAAAUUGUCUUAGACCGGAUAAUACUCACAUAUAAUGGUUCAGUGACGUGUUUUACCACAAGAAUAAUCCUGAUAGAAGAUGAGUAGACUUACACGGGAAGUCAACCUAAAUGUUAUUCGAUAAGACUUCGACUCCCUUUGAAAUUUAAUUACUUGAGGUCUCAAGCAGGGCCAAAGUGCAAGUUCUGCGUUACAUACCCCAAUGUUGAAGACUCAGAUGAUAGCUAGUGUCCUGUAAGUUUACAAGCAUACACUAUAACUUGAAAUUCAACAACAAUAACAAAAUCCAUCUAGUCCCCAAUCAUUGGGGGUAUGGGCGGGGGAGGAUUGGAGCAGUGAAAAACUUGUGAAUUCAGACUAGCAUAGAUACCGGAAAAUAAUUAUUGAGGCUACAGUGCGAACUUCAGGACAAAACCUCUUUUCAUUUUAUUUCUUAAAUUUACGAAAGACUGAGAUUUUAGUUCCUACAGGUUACUUGGGGACACAGACAACGCAAUUAAGUCACUCUCCAAAGCAAUGGACAUAUUGCGGAUCACUCAUGGAAUGAAUACGGCUUUCAUGAAGGAACUCUCAAUCAAGUUGGAAGAAGCACAUGCUGAAGCUUCUUACAAGCUCUCAUCCAAGAACAACUCGUCUUAAAUUUGCUUCCGAUUUGAUUUAUGAGGAGAAAGUAAAGAAGCUGCAUUUGAGAUUGUCCAAAAACUUAUACAGAAUGAUGUGGCUGAGUUGUGGAUCCAUCACCUUAAGCUGCCAUGUCAUUACAAGAAUGUCACUGCCACACAUUAGAAGAUUAUGCAUAAAAAUUUUGGCCAGAGAUUUUUUCCCUUUGGAACUUGGUUGAGAUGGCCAUCUCCUGAUGGGCUCCUUCCGUCUAAGAGCAGAUAUUCGAUUUCCAAUUUUUUCACUCCUGAGUUUGUAGCAUACACAUUACUCGUAUUUUGCGUAGAGGUGGUUUGUAGACGUCUGGAAGACGACCUCUUGUAUA
Messenger RNA from Rhododendron vialii, 2751 nucleotides. RefSeq names its product histone-lysine N-methyltransferase ASHR1. The transcript has 12 exons. Gene Ontology annotation, cellular component: nucleus. NCBI's taxonomy places the organism in Eukaryota, Viridiplantae, Streptophyta, Magnoliopsida, Ericales, Ericaceae. The record is from RefSeq and is a predicted model, not a curated record. Gene Ontology annotation, molecular function: protein binding. The coding region runs from base 245 to 1651 and encodes 468 amino acids.